AUGAAUGGGCUUGGGCCAAGGAGAUCAACCCAUUGACUAGAGGCCCAAGACCACUUCAGGGCAGCAUAGUAAAAAAAAAAAAAACACCAUAGUAAAAACAGAGAAAUCGCAAGUUUGUUACUGGAAUCGUUCAGCUAAAAACAAGCUGUUAGAUUUUCUUUUGAAGAGAUCUCAUCUUCCCCACAGGAACCAGAGGAAAGGUUAAAAAAAAAAUUACGUAACAGUGAAAAAAAAAGGUGGACGGAAAGAUGGCGUCGGCCGGAGCAGCGGGGCCGUUCUGGAGAGCGGCGGGGAUGACGUACGUGAGCUACUCGAACAAGUGCGCGAGCAUGGUGAGGAAUUGCCUCAAGGAGCCUCACCGGAGUGAAGCGCUGGAUCGGGAGAAGGUUCAUUUCUCCAUCUCCAAAUGGAUCGACGGAAAGCCCGAGAAACCUUUGAUUCGGGAGGGUACCGGUGGAGAUUGACUCGAGUUCCUUGGAAGAAUUUGAACUGGCAAUCGAAUUAAACGUUUUGUUUUAGUUUGAGAUAUUCACUUGCAAAUAAUGAUGUGAAAUGUUCUUUCAUUCAUUUACGUAGUUGCAUGUUUCUCGAUCAAUUGUGUUGGAAUUUUGUGAUUCUUUUGUUUUAUGAAAUUGAAUUUUCGGUUCUAUAAACACUACCAACCCCAGAUGAUCUAGAUCUGAAUCAAAUUUGUUCUCUUGAGUUGCUAGAAAUGAGAUCUUCAUUGUUAAACCCCAAAACAUUAAUGGUUAAAUUGAUGUUU
Linum tenue is the source of this 763-nucleotide messenger RNA. Lineage: Eukaryota; Viridiplantae; Streptophyta; Magnoliopsida; Malpighiales; Linaceae. The record is from the annotation of a GenBank genome assembly.